This is a messenger RNA of Didymodactylos carnosus, 2478 nucleotides long. NCBI's taxonomy places the organism in Eukaryota, Metazoa, Rotifera, Eurotatoria, Philodinida, Philodinidae. The record is from the annotation of a GenBank genome assembly.
AUGGUUUCAACUCUUGUUCAAAAUUUACAAAAUGACACAUUAACAUUGUUAAAUGAAUGUUCAGCAAACUUGAUAGCUACGGACGGAGUUUUAAAUCGAUAUACACCAAAAUGUCAAGACCAAAAUAUUCAUCCAAAAGAUCAUGAAAUCCCCGUAAAAGUACAUGUUUAUUCACUUGAAACUGCAAUGACAAAUGUUAGAAGUUUAGAAUUACGCAUGUCUAUUGUGGGUACGAUGAAAGCGGGUAAAUCGACUACAUUGAAUGCUAUUAUUGGUAGUGACCUAUUGCCAUCCAGAAAUACAGCAAUGACAGCAGUUCCCACAGAAAUUGUUUUUAAACAAAAUGUAUCAGAGCCACAUUUAAUAUUAGAAUCAGAUCUUGUACGUGGUCUUCAACAAUUGUGUGAAAACAUUAAACUAAAAACAAAGUCCGAUUCUGGUGACAAAGGGUUGAAAAAAGAGUUAGAUAAUCAAGAUCAUUUGUAUAGAACAUUUGAGAAAAUAGUCAACGAUGAUACGCCAACAUUUGAAACUACAACAACAAAAAAAGAGAAAAUAACAGAAUUAUUAACAUUUAUUAAUGAUCUUAUUCGUAUAUCAAGUAUGCUUAGUAUUGAUACUCCAAUUAAUCUCGAUUGUGUACCUCGUAUUGAAGUACCAGUUUUACUUAAUAGCGAUACAUUAUCAGGAACAAAUCCGUUUUCAUAUGAAGGUAGUUUAGUUAUCGUUGAUACACCAGGGCCAAAUGAACAACAUUUAUCAGCUCAUUUAAAAGAAGUUAUAUCAAAAGAAUUAAAGAAAGCGGCAUUAGUUAUGAUAGUAUUUGACUUUUCAAAUUUGAAUUCGAAAGCUGAACAUGAAAUAACAAAUGAAGUAAAUGCGAUACGUAAGAGUAAACUAUACGGUACUCAAGAAAAAAAUAAAAAUAAUAAUAACUUAUAUGCAUUAAUCAAUAAAGUAGAUCAGCGCGAUGAAGAUAAAGAUAUGUCAGCUUCUGAUACAAAGAAAUGGAUUUCAACUAAAUUUAACAUUGAUGAACACAAAGUAUAUGAAACAUCAUCAAAAAAUGCAUUAUUAGCUCGUUCAUUUCUUACCGAGUAUCAGAUGAUCAAAGAAAAUGCUUUAUCGAAAGUAACAACAGAGAAAGAUGCUAGUAAUAUUACGCAUGAAACAUUAAUUGAGGAGACAAAAACAUAUCGACAAUUCAUUAAACAUGGGGGAGCUCUAUUAGAAAAGCACUUGAAAAAAAUGUCUGUUAAUGAUUUACUUGAAGAAGCCGAUGAAGUAUGGCAAGGUUCAGGUUUUACUGCUUUCUUAAAAAAUAUAAUAACAGAAACAAUGAAAGUUGUUGCACCUGAUUGUUUAUGUCGUGCAUUGAAAGAAUGUAGAUCAUAUACACAAGAAUAUUAUGAAAAAAUUUUAUUUCGGCAACGUGGUUUGAAUAUUGAAACAAAUGACUUACAUCGUGAACUAGAUAAAUUAAAUAAUGAAAAAGCUGAAAUAGAUAAAUGUCAAAAAGCACAAAUACGUAUGUUAGAUGACUUUAUAUCAUCCCUUCUUUAUCGUUUAUCACAUGCUUUUCAAUAUGCAACUAAAGCUGGAAUAGCUGAAGUAGAUAAGAUGUUUAGUAUGCAGGUUGGAAGUAAUAUUAACACAAAUAAUGAUUCUAAUUCGUCAAUAGUAUGGCCAUCUACUUGGACAAGUAUGCUAAAAAAAUUAAAUUUACGUGAUCAAACGAUAACAUUUUCUAGUCGCUACGAGGCCCAAAAUUUUACAAAUCAAAUAUUUGAUAAUAUACAAAAAAUAAGUGAACAAAUAUCAUUUAAAACCUGUGAAGACAUUAAAAAAGAAUUAGAUAAUACAUGCAAAGUUGUGGAAGAACGUAUAGAUAAAGAAACAGACAUCAUAAGUAGACGUAUUGGCACACGUUUAUCGGCAACAUACAAAAUGCCUGUUCACUUACCAGCAAUUAAUGAUAAAAAGGUGGAUUAUUCUAGUUUCUAUCAAAGCAUUGACGAAAAGAAACAAGAAAUACUUUUUCGACCAUGGUAUUUAUUAUGGUUAGUUGAGAAAAAAAUUGAAUUAAAAGUAGCAGAAGUAUCAAUACUACACAUAAAACAAAAAUCUCGUGAUAUGUUACGACAAAAUUUUACGGCACUAGAAAAGGAAAUCGGAAGUUUUGUUAAUAAAGAUGUACAACAAACAUUUGACGUCCAUUAUAAAACAAUGAAUGCAAUUAUUGCAAAUUAUAUAUCCAGUAUUGAAGAUACAUUAAACGAUAAAUUUAAAAUGAGGGAAGGUGGAAAAAAUUUUAUUAAAGAACGAGAACAAUUUGAUAAUGAUUUAAAACUAGCUGCAGAUAAAUCAAACAAAAUUUUAAACGAUAUAAAUCACUGUCUUGAUAGAGUUGCAACAUCGUUUGUUGACUAUCGUGCACACAACCAUGGCUUGACGCAUGAACUAAUAUCAUACCGGUAA